GGGAAGGUGGAAGAAGCAGUGAAGUUUGCCAUCGACAUUGGAUACCGCCACUUCGACUGUGCCUAUUUGUACAAGAAUGAGAGUGAAAUAGGGGAUGGGAUACAGCAGAAAAUCAAGGAAGGGGUUGUGAAACGGGAAGAUCUUUUUGUUGUCAGUAAGCUGUGGUGCACUUUUCAUAAGAGAUCCCUUGUGAAGGGGGCAUGCCAGAAAAGCCUUGCUGCACUGAAACUGGAUUACCUGGACCUCUACCUUAUUCAUUUUCCUAUGGGAUUCAAGGCUGGUGAGGAGAUGCGUCCUGUAGAUGACAACGGUAUGAUUGUCCCCAGUAACACUGAUAUUCUGGACACAUGGGAGGCUAUGGAAGAGCUGGUGGAUGCAGGUCUGGUGAAAGCCAUUGGAAUCUCCAACUUUAACCACAAACAGAUUGAGAGACUCUUAACUAAACCUGGUUUAAAAUUCAAGCCUGCCAACAACCAGGUAAAGUAUUUAUUCCUGCUGGUUUCUGCUGAACAUAGUGUAAAGACUGGGCUACAUAUGCUUGCACUGAACUUAAGGAAUUUGGAAUUCAGCAAAAUACUGAAAACUCAGGAAUGUCUGUUGCCAUUACGUUACACAUGUUUUCAGGCUUCUCCAGGGAAGGUGGAAGAAGCAGUGAAGUUUGCCAUCGACAUUGGAUACCGCCACUUCGACUGUGCCUAUUUGUACAAGAAUGAGAGUGAAAUAGGGGAUGGGAUACAGCAGAAAAUCAAGGAAGGGGUUGUGAAACGGGAAGAUCUUUUUGUUGUCAGUAAGCUGUGGUGCACUUUUCAUAAGAGAUCCCUUGUGAAGGGGGCAUGCCAGAAAAGCCUUGCUGCACUGAAACUGGAUUACCUGGACCUCUACCUUAUUCAUUUUCCUAUGGGAUUCAAGGCUGGUGAGGAGAUGCGUCCUGUAGAUGACAACGGUAUGAUUGUCCCCAGUAACACUGAUAUUCUGGACACAUGGGAGGCUAUGGAAGAGCUGGUGGAUGCAGGUCUGGUGAAAGCCAUUGGAAUCUCCAACUUUAACCACAAACAGAUUGAGAGACUCUUAACUAAACCUGGUUUAAAAUUCAAGCCUGCCAACAACCAGGUAAAUGAGAAUGUAUUAGAGAAGUAUCUUCAACGCUCUCACACAUCACACGAGUUCAGCAGUGUACAGGGCAAAAUCAUAAAGUGGUUUGAAAAACAGGUUCUGAUCCGGUUUCACAUCCAGAGGAAUGUGGCAGUCAUUCCCAAGUCUGACAAACCACACCGUAUUGAGGAGAACUUGAAG
This is a messenger RNA of Chelonoidis abingdonii (Abingdon island giant tortoise), 1293 nucleotides long. The record is from RefSeq and is a predicted model, not a curated record. Lineage: Eukaryota; Metazoa; Chordata; Testudines; Testudinidae.